AUGGUGACGGUGGUAUUUUUUGAGGGUGAUCACGAUGAUGCCCGUACCGUGAUGGUGGGUAAGCUGAUUACGGCGGAUGUUUCGUCAGUGAUCACCGCAAAGCUGGAAGAGCUCCGUGGGAAGGUGAGCGCGGACAACCUGUUCUCCCCCUCGGGUGCCAACGGCCAGGCCUUCGAGGACAUCUUCAAUGAAGCCUCACUCUACUUCAACGAGGUUUGCCUCACCGGUUGUGCUGCCGAUUUCAGCUUGGUGAACGGCAGCGCUGACGCUCGCGAGUAUGUCUACGACAUGACGCCUGACAAUCCUCUCAAGAACGCUUUUGACACGUUAAAGAACUACAGCGGCAGCAGGGCUGAGAUCACUGCAAUCCAGAGUGUCAUCAGCAACGAUUUCAAGUUCCAAGCGCUCCCUACCUCCGUGUGCCCCUACUCGGCCAAGCGCUGCGUUCCGAUGCCGGGCGUGGCGUUCACGGAGAUCACCGAGGGCUCUGCGUACUGUACUUUCGCCAUGACCGCGGAUGUCGUGAAUGCUCUGGGCUCUGCCAUGACGGACACCAUGGAAGCUCUAGGCGUUGCAGAUGUCGCUGCCAGCUUGUCAGACACUGUCGGCACAUGGGUCGGUGACUUCCAGACCUCUAUCGAUGCCUUCCUCAUUACGCUUCUCGCCUCCUUCCUGGUCGGCUUCAUCUACAUGGUGGCACUCCGCUUCCUUGUCGGCUGCUGCGUGUGGAUUUCCGUCUUCCUGUUCUUCUUGGUGCUGGUGUUUGGUGGUGCCUUCUCCUUCAUCAAGUCAUCGCAGUGCUCAGGAGUCGGAAUCUUCGAGACGGGCCAGACCAUGGUGGUGGGUGCCCUUACCACGGCCGCAGUGCUGAUUGAAAACACCGUCAGCCAGACAACCCCAGCUUCCGAAGAGCUUUCGGGCUUGUAUGGCUCCAACUACACAGGCGUGCAGCGGUACAGCAAGAUGGGCAACCUGUGCUACAAUUGGGGAUCGGCAACGGUGACGAUUGAGAAGCCCACAACUUCCGAGUAUGAGCCACACAUUUUCACCAUCUUCCGUACCGCCAAGAGCUCAGUAAGCCUCAGCUUCAUUGCCAGGGAUGCCACUGGCAAGGUGGUCACCGACCAGUCCAAUGGAAUCACAUUGCAUGCCGGUACAUACCGGCGGCUGUCUGGCUUGACCGGCUCAGAAGACACGAACGCCUCCGCCAGAGAGCUCUGGGGCAUGCGGCGCCGCAUGUCCUCCGGCUCCCGUCGUCGCACCGGAAGCAGUGGUGGAGGUGGUGGUAUCAACCUGAACCCCACCACCUGGUUCUCUCCCCGGCGCCGGAUCUCAACACCUACCUACCCCGCUGCAUCUACCGGAUUUGGGAGCCCCCGCCGUCGCAUUGCGGCAGUGCCUGCGGCCGCCGCCGGUGCCGGUGCCGCAGGCGCCGCAGGCGCCUAUGGCAGCCCACGCCGCCGGGGCACCAUGGCUCCAGCGCCAGGAGGGGCCGGAUACGGAUUUAGCGAUCGGCGUCGAAGCUCUGUCAGCGCUGCGAGCGGCUAUGGGUACAGCAGCGUCCGCAGGCGCCGUACGAUCAUCGCUGGGGGUAGCUCCAGCGGCUACAGCAAUCCCUACAGCAGCUCUUACAUGGGCUCCUACGGCUAUCCGAGCACGGGCUACGCCAUGUCAGCUUUUGGAGGCCAUACGCCACUGAGCACCUCUUACGGAUACUCUGGCAUGAACGCGUACCAGGGUAACUCGGGCUAUACCAUCGCAAUGGCCGGUGGAGCGGGAUUGCUUGCCGGAUAUGUCGGCAGUCAGCUGAUGCAUCCGUACUACCACCACCAUGGAUAUUCCUGGGGCGGAUACAAUCGCCAGGAUAUCUAUGGAAUGCCAUGUACAUCUGGGACCUGGUCGGGCUCCUGCAGCUCUUGUGUGAGUCUUUAUGGCGGUUCCUCCUGCAAUGUGAUGAUGACGCCAAAGAUCGACGCCGCGAGGGACGACCUCAUGAACACGGGCUUCGCACCUUCGCAGGUGGCCUGGCCCAUCACCGUCACAAUCACGCACCUCUCCGGGCCGGACUUCAGCCCCUCCCUGAUCUGCCCCCCGCAGAAUGGAACGGGAGACUGGCAGCCUCCGGCGAUGAAGCAGCUGUUCUUGACGCUGACGGCCUUGGGCGAGAGAACAGGUGCGGACGCAUAUGUUGGUGGCCAUUCGGAGGAGCCUCCACUUGUGCCGCGACCUGCAGCCUCGAGGUAG
This is a messenger RNA of Symbiodinium sp. CCMP2592, 2244 nucleotides long. The record is from the annotation of a GenBank genome assembly. NCBI's taxonomy places the organism in Eukaryota, Dinophyceae, Suessiales, Symbiodiniaceae.